Messenger RNA from Brachypodium distachyon (stiff brome), 2112 nucleotides. RefSeq names its product phospho-2-dehydro-3-deoxyheptonate aldolase 1, chloroplastic. The transcript is spliced from 5 exons. The record is from RefSeq and is a predicted model, not a curated record. Gene Ontology annotation, biological process: aromatic amino acid biosynthetic process. Bases 240 to 1868 code for a protein of 542 amino acids. Lineage: Eukaryota; Viridiplantae; Streptophyta; Magnoliopsida; Poales; Poaceae. Gene Ontology annotation, molecular function: 3-deoxy-7-phosphoheptulonate synthase activity.
UCCCGGGUCGCUUCGUCCAACUACCGCGCCACCCUCCCCUCCCACUCACCAACCCCGCCUCCGACUGACCGGCUCCGGCCAGCUAUAAAUAGCGCGCCCCACUCCCCGAUAGCUUCAGGAGAGACCGCGCCCACCACGCACCCCCUCCCCUCACCUCACCUCCACUCGCGCAUUGCAUUACCGCAAAACCCAGAUUCGCCAACCCGAUCGCCGCCGCCACCGCCGGCAUUCCGUCCGCAAUGGCACUCGCCACCAACCACGCCGCCGCCGCCAUAUCGUCCGGAGCCGCCGCCCCUCAGCCCCGCCGCGCCCCUUCGUUCCUCCCGCUGAAGCGCCGCACAAUCUGCGCCGUCCACGCCGCGGAGCCCUCGAAGAGCGCCGCCGCCGCCCCGGCCGCGGCGAAGACCUCUUCGCCGUCGGUGGCGCCGGAGAAGUCCGCGAUACCGGACCCGAAACCGGAGGCGCCCGCGGUGCCAGCAAAGUGGACGGUGGACAGCUGGAGGGCGAAGAAGGCUCUUCAGCUGCCGGAGUACCCCAACGCCGCGGAGCUGGAGUCGGCCCUCAAGACGAUCGAGGCGUUCCCGCCGAUCGUCUUCGCCGGGGAGGCGCGGCACCUGGAGGAGCGCCUCGCCGACGCCGCCAUGGGCCGGGCCUUCCUUCUCCAAGGAGGCGACUGCGCCGAGAGCUUCAAGGAGUUCAACGGCAACAAUAUCCGCGAUACCUUCCGCGUCCUGCUUCAGAUGUCUGCCGUCCUCACCUUUGGCGGUCAAAUGCCCGUCAUCAAGGUUGGGAGAAUGGCCGGCCAAUUCGCAAAGCCGAGGUCGGAUUCGUUCGAGGUAAGGGAUGGGGUGAAGCUGCCGAGCUACCGAGGGGACAACAUCAACGGUGAUGCUUUCAACGAAAAGAGCCGCAUCCCCGAUCCCCAGAGGAUGAUCAGGGCCUACACCCAGUCGGCCGCGACACUCAACCUCCUCCGCGCGUUCGCCAUGGGAGGGUACGCUGCCAUGCAACGGGUCACCCAGUGGAACCUCGAUUUCACUGAAAACAGCGAGCAGGGCGACAGGUACCGAGAAUUGGCACACAGGGUUGAUGAAGCCCUUGGCUUCAUGUCUGCAGCUGGGCUAACAUUGGAUCACCCUGUUAUGUCGAGUACUGAAUUCUGGACCUCUCAUGAGUGCCUACUCCUACCGUAUGAGCAAGCUUUGACCCGCCAGGACUCGACCUCUGGUCUUUUCUAUGACUGUUCUGCCCACAUGCUUUGGGUCGGUGAACGCACUCGCCAGCUCGAUGGUGCUCAUGUUGAGUUCCUCAGGGGUGUUGCUAACCCUCUUGGUAUCAAGGUGAGUGACAAAAUGAACCCUGCUGACUUGGUAAAACUGAUUGACAUAUUGAACCCAACAAACAAGCCUGGGAGAAUUACCAUCAUUACAAGAAUGGGGGCGGAGAACAUGAGGGUCAAGUUACCUCAUCUUAUCCGUGCUGUCCGCCAUGCUGGUCAAAUUGUCACCUGGAUCACUGAUCCCAUGCAUGGGAACACUAUCAAGGCUCCUUGCGGUCUGAAGACACGCCCCUUUGACUCCAUUCUGGCUGAGGUCAGGGCGUUCUUCGAUGUUCAUGAGCAAGAAGGUAGCCACGCAGGAGGCGUCCACCUUGAGAUGACUGGGCAGAAUGUGACAGAGUGCAUUGGUGGAUCCCGAACCGUGACCUUCGAUGACCUGGGCGACCGCUACCACACCCACUGUGACCCGAGGCUGAAUGCAUCCCAGUCUCUGGAGCUCUCCUUCAUCAUUGCUGAGAAGCUGAGGAAGAGGAGGAUCCGCUCGUCGAAGCUUAACAGCGUCUUGCCAUUGCCAACCUAUGGUUUCUGAAACACGUAACCAGUGAGGAAUGAAUGGGUUAGAUAGUUGCAGCAGCUUUCGACGCGUAUUCCAUUUGUUGGCGUGGUAUCUUGAUAAAAGUCAUAUACUGAUUGUAAGCUUUCUGUGCGCCAGGGAGGAUCUGUAGUUAAAUUUGUGAUGGUCUAUUAUAGUACAAUUUUAUGUAUGGUUUCGACACUCUUCCUAUUUAUUUCAUCUAUAAGAGAAUAAUGAGAUUGAAAGCAUUGUGAACGAA